Messenger RNA from Phanerochaete carnosa HHB-10118-sp, 816 nucleotides. RefSeq lists its product as uncharacterized. The transcript has a single exon. The record is from RefSeq and is a predicted model, not a curated record. Gene Ontology annotation, molecular function: oxidoreductase activity; FMN binding. NCBI's taxonomy places the organism in Eukaryota, Fungi, Basidiomycota, Agaricomycetes, Polyporales, Phanerochaetaceae. Bases 1 to 816 code for a protein of 271 amino acids. Gene Ontology annotation, cellular component: cytosol.
AUGCAAGUCGCAACACGCCUAGGUCUACUCAUAGGGAGCUCACGCAACGGCGGCAACGGCCACGGACUCGCUGCCUGGCUCACUCAGAUCCUCGAUGACCGGUUGAAUGCGCCCGGUUCCGCAAACGUCGUCGAGAUCGUCGCCGUCGACCCGCGCGAGCCACCGCACCCGUUCGGCCCCGUCGUUGACGGCUCCAAGCUGCCCUCACAGGUCCCAGACCCGUUCGCGUACGCUUCGCCCGCGAUUCGCGAAUGGAGUAGGUUCGUCACGUCCUGUGCCGGUUUCGCGAUCGUCACGCCCGAGUACAACGGCGGCUACCCUGGCGAGCUCAAGAACGCGCUCGACCACCUCUACAAGGAGUGGGCGGAAAAGCCUGUCGCGCUCGUCACCUACGGUGGCGGCGGCGGAGCCAGUUGCCAGACGCAGCUGCAGGUCGUGCUCAACGCGCUGAAGAUGCGUGUCGUGCCCGACCCAGUGGGCAUCCGGCUGCCUCGCGCGUACACCGGAGGUAGCGAACGUGUAUCCUCCACAGGCAGCUUCCCAGACUUCUUGGACCCAUAUGUCGGUGCGGUGCAGGGCACGGCUGACAGACUGAGGGAAAUGCUGUUUGAGAAGCCUGUCAAUAACCAAUGGUAUGCCCCACCUCGCCUUAUCGCUUGCCUCAUUCUAACUGCGGAUAUGGCGUGCUCUCGCAGAUCGGUUCGGACGCACACCGCGUCGCAUCGCACAAUGGCCACAGGUAACGAGGCUCUUACUGUCUGCUGCAACGAAGUUGCUAAUUGGAAUCCGUGUUUAACUCGAGGAAGCGGCACAUAG